Cucurbita maxima (winter squash) is the source of this 1497-nucleotide messenger RNA. RefSeq names its product mevalonate kinase-like. Gene Ontology annotation, biological process: isoprenoid biosynthetic process. The record is from RefSeq and is a predicted model, not a curated record. Lineage: Eukaryota; Viridiplantae; Streptophyta; Magnoliopsida; Cucurbitales; Cucurbitaceae. Gene Ontology annotation, molecular function: mevalonate kinase activity; ATP binding. Gene Ontology annotation, cellular component: cytoplasm.
CCUCUUUUUGGCUCCGCAGAGUCCCGUGACUGACGUGGGCUGCAACUGUCGCUGGGCAAUGGUUGCCAUUGCCUACCGCACUUGCUGAAAAUGGAGGAUCUCCACCGCUUCGUUGUCGCAAUUCCGACUGUUUUCCAUUAUUGUUGAGAAAUUGGUGGGAAAGAAAGCCGAGUUUCGCGUUCAGAUUACUCUUCACAACACUAUGGAAGUUCGGGCUAGAGCUCCCGGAAAAAUCAUGCUCUCCGGUGAACAUGCCGUCGUACAUGGAUCGAUGGCCGUCGCUGCUUCCAUCAGUCUCUAUACUUCCGUUUCCCUUGCAUUCCACAGUCAUUCCGACAAUGAUGAUACCCUAAAGCUUCAGCUGAAUGAUAUGGCACUGGAGUUUUCCUGGCCAGUUGGUAGAAUUAAGGAAGCAGUGGCUGAAUUUAAUACCGCCAUUUCUUCAUCAUCACCAACAUCAUGCCCAGCUGAGUGCUUGAGAUCAAUUGGUGCUCUAGUUGAAGAACAAAAUAUUCCUGAAGCAAAGAUUGGCCUUGCAUCUGGAGUAUCGGCAUUCCUCUGGCUAUACUCCUGCAUUCAAGGAUUUAAGCCUGCUACAGUGAUUGUCACAUCUGAGCUUCCUCUUGGAUCUGGCCUGGGAUCAUCGGCUGCUUUUUGUGUGGCGCUUUCAGCUGCACUACUUGCUUUAUCUGAUUCUGUAGUUGUGGACAGGGCGCACCAAGGAUGGUCAAGUUUUGGGGAAAAAGAACUUGAUUUGUUGAACAAAUGGGCCUUUCAAGGAGAAAAGAUAAUUCAUGGAAAGCCAUCCGGAAUUGACAACACAGUAAGCACAUAUGGCAACACGAUCAAGUUCAAGUCAGGUAGUUUAACACUCAUGAAAUCCAACUUGGCAUUGAAAAUGCUUAUAACCAACACAAAAGAGGGAAGAAACACAAAGGCUUUAGUUGCUGGAUCAGAAAGGAUGAUAAGACAUCAUGAUGCGUUAAACUUCAUAUUCAAUGCUGUUGAUUCCAUUAGCAAGGAGCUAUCAGCCAUUAUUGAGUCCCCCGUUUCUGGUGAGCUAUCCAUAUCCGAGAAGGAAGAGAACAUAGCAGAGCUGAUGGAAAUGAAUCAAGGGGUGCUCCAGAGCAUGGGGGUAAGCCAUGCUUCAAUAGAAACCGUUCAAAGGACAACAUUGAAAUACAAGUUAGCGUCCAAAUUGACAGGAGCUGGAGGUGGUGGCUGCGUUCUGACGCUCUUGCCAACAUGAACAAUCGUUGAUAUGGUGAUUUCAGAGCUGGAGUCGUGCGGUUUCCAGUGUCUAAUUGCGGACAUCGGAGGAAGCGGUGUGGAGAUAUCUUUUGAUGCUUCAUCAUGAGUUCAAAUUUGUAAGCUUUCCUGCUUGGAAGAAUAUAUAAAAUAAAACUUUCGCUCUUAUCAAAAUUUGUGCCCCUCAAGACUUAACUACUACCAUUAAACAUGAACACUUAAAUAAAAUUUUAUAAAUUAUGUUGGCGU